Molecule: messenger RNA, 1275 nt
Organism: Selaginella moellendorffii
Lineage: Eukaryota; Viridiplantae; Streptophyta; Lycopodiopsida; Selaginellales; Selaginellaceae
Product: pentatricopeptide repeat-containing protein At2g35030, mitochondrial
Exons: 1
Coding region: 1-1275 (424 amino acids)
Molecular function (GO): protein binding
Source: RefSeq, a predicted model, not a curated record
AUGGCACCUGGUGUGGCCAACUGCAUCGCUUGCACCGAGAUGAUCUCUCUGUAUUCUUCGCAGGGGAGAGUGGCGGACGCUUGCGCAGCCUUCGAUCGCAUUCUUUCGCCGGACACAACCGCAUGGAACGCCUUGAUGGCGUGCUUCAUGAGGAACGAGGUCUCCACUGAUGCCCUCACUGCGUGUUUCGAGCGAAUUCCCCACAAGGAUCAAGUAUCAUGGAACCUUCUCCUUGCAGGGCUGGGGAGAGCUGGGCAUCUCGCAUUCCAGAAGAUGCCCGUGUGGGAUUUGGUUGCCCUCAACACGUUGGUCGAGAAGAGGGGAGCUGCCGGCGAGAGGGCGAGAGAAGAAUCGUGUGAUCUGCGUGCCAGCGAGAAGGACAUCGUCUCCUGGGCUCUCCUCCUGCGCGAGUAUGCCCACAAUGGGCAGCUCGAGGAGCUCGGCACCUGCUUUUUCAAGAUGCCGUGCCACAACGAGGUGGUGGCAACGCUGGUGGCAUCCGCCUUUGGCAAGCAGGGGUACGUGGAAGCGACAAAGGCCGUGUUUGAUCGAGUGCAUGGCAUUGGAUCGUGGACCGCGCUCGUCACGGCAAAUUCCCGCGCUGGAGAGCUUGCCGAGGCGGAAAAGCUUUUCUACCUCAUGCCAAUGUGGGGCAUUGAAUCGUCUACUGCGAUUAUGUCCGUGUAUGCAAGAAACGACCUGGUGGACAAGUGCGACUGGGUGUUUUCCGAUCUCAUGCAACACCGUGACGCCACCACCUGGACUGUGCUCAUUGCCGCAUAUGCUCACUCAGGAUACUCACUCUGCGCGCGUUCCGUUUUGGAGAGGAUGCCGAUGACGGAGCUCACGAGCUGGAAUGCAAUGCUCAACUCGGAAAGAAUCCCUUCCGAGGAUCAUCUAAUGGAUCUGUUCAACGAAAUGCCGGAGCGCGACAUAAACUCCUGGACUCUCAUGGUGUCCGCAUUUGCCAAGCGCAGGGACAUGUCUACCGCGCUGAAGCUUCUGGAUCUGUGCCCGGCGUGGGCAGCCAGCGUCUGGAACGCGGUGAUUUCUGGAUAUGGACGCCAUGCUUGCGUUGAAGAGGCAGUGGGGGCGUUUUUCAAGAUGCUACUUGACGAUGUGGAGCCCGAUUCCGUCACCUUCGUCUGUCUGUUGGGAGCGAUGAGCCUUGCCGGAGAUGUGGAGAAGGUGAGGGCAUGGUUCCUGGUUCUGCGGGACUUUGAUAUUGGAGAGGAGAGGUGCGCUUGCUUGAGCAGGCAAGGUGAGCGAAGCUGA